AAGCCUAUGACUAAAUUUUGUCCCCUAGGGAGAGGGGUCAGCGGCACCCAAAAAUUUCGGUAAAAUUUGCUAGCAAAAUAUUUUCAAGAAAUAGUCAAAUAGUAACAGAGGCUCUCGUACUAAUUUUUAUGAGCAUUAAUAAAGUUAUAUUUAAUGUAACAGUGCCUCAUGAAAGGAGGAAAUGAUUAGAUAUUUUAACCGUCGUAAUUAAUAAAAAAAAUUAUUUAACAUGUGAUGGGAGGAAAUGUUAUGCAAGUAACAUGAAGGAAGAUAUAUGCAAAAAAAAUUAUUUAACAUGUGAUGGGGUUUCUUUUCCUUUUUUCUAGGAGCAUAUAGUAGUCACUUUGGAGAUUUAUUAUUAAGGAAAGAAAAAUGAAGGAAAGUUUGAUACAGUUUUCCAGAAGAAUGAUAAGACUCCCAAACAUUCUAAAUGGGCGAUUGUAUUGCUCUCAUCCUUCAGCUUCUUCCCAACCUCCCAAUAACAAGCUCUUCGUCGCUGGUUUGUCAUGGUCUGUGGAUGAGAAGUCGCUCAACGAUGCAUUCUCUACUUUCGGGCAAGUAACAGAAGUAAGAAUAAUGUAUGAUAAAGAAACUGGCCGAUCAAGAGGCUUUGGGUUUGUUCACUUCUCAAAAGAUGAAGAGGCCAACUGUGCAAAAGACGCCAUGGACGGAAAGGCAUUUCUAGGUCGCCCCUUGAGGGUAAGCUUUGCCCUUGAAAAGGUUCGUGGUGCACCUGUCGUCGUCCCUCGACUUACAGGCGUUGGAAAUGGCGAUAAAUAAUUCUGUUUUUUGGAAGUGUCCUGGCAUUGAAGAGUGGUUUUCUGCUGCAUUUUUUUAGUUAAGUGAAUAUACCAUUUGUUACUGGAUCAAUGUACUUGAGUACUUCUAUGGACACUAAACAAAAGGCACUUGUUGCAUUCAAAAGCUACUAGGAAAUGAAGCAAGUGCUGAGGUAGUAUGGGUUGAAAAUCAUGUGUUAAUUUGAGUUAUACUAGUUAUACAUCCCUAAGAUACAAUGAGAAAAUCUUAUGAUGCAACCAGGAAAUUGUUACUGACUUGUAGCUUUUCUUCUUUUGGUCA
Messenger RNA from Nicotiana attenuata, 1080 nucleotides. Its product is annotated as glycine-rich RNA-binding protein 4, mitochondrial-like. Lineage: Eukaryota; Viridiplantae; Streptophyta; Magnoliopsida; Solanales; Solanaceae. Gene Ontology annotation, molecular function: RNA binding. The record is from RefSeq and is a predicted model, not a curated record. The transcript is spliced from 4 exons. The coding region runs from base 373 to 780 and encodes 135 amino acids.